AUGUAUUCUAAGCUAGCCUUCAAAACUGUACUUCUAAAAUGUAUCAUACAUCAUUCACUGACUAUUAAUUUUUUUCUCAAACAGGAUCCAGUACUUUUUUCUGGUACGCUUCGUUUCAAUAUGGAUCCCUUUAGCAUGCAUUCCGAUGAAGAAUUGUGGAAGGUUCUCGAGAUGGCAAACCUCAAAUCGUUCAUUAAGGAAAAUGGCAAUCAACUUGGUCUCCAAAUGCCCAUCUUUGAGGGUGGUGGAAAUCUCAGCAUUGGCCAGCGCCAGCUGGUAUGUCUUGCUCGAGCUCUGCUCCGGCGGACUCAGAUUAUUGUUCUUGACGAAGCCACCGCUUCCGUUGACCUGGUGACAGAUGCUUUGAUCCAGGAAACAAUUCGUCGGGAGUUCUGUGGACACACAGUGCUGACUGUGGCUCAUCGGCUCAAUACCAUUCUUGAUUAUGACAAGUGA
Messenger RNA from Protopolystoma xenopodis, 456 nucleotides. Lineage: Eukaryota; Metazoa; Platyhelminthes; Monogenea; Polystomatidea; Polystomatidae. The record is from the annotation of a GenBank genome assembly.